Messenger RNA from Cimex lectularius (bed bug), 2271 nucleotides. RefSeq names its product oocyte zinc finger protein XlCOF26-like. Lineage: Eukaryota; Metazoa; Arthropoda; Insecta; Hemiptera; Cimicidae. Gene Ontology annotation, molecular function: RNA polymerase II transcription regulatory region sequence-specific DNA binding; DNA-binding transcription factor activity, RNA polymerase II-specific. Gene Ontology annotation, biological process: regulation of transcription by RNA polymerase II. Gene Ontology annotation, cellular component: nucleus. The record is from RefSeq and is a predicted model, not a curated record. The coding region runs from base 700 to 1764 and encodes 354 amino acids. The transcript has 4 exons.
AAUUUUUCGAUUUGUGUCACUUCUCUUGUAGAUGUGCGACAUAUUAAAUCGUGAAUUUUGAAACAGUCACCAUGCUGCGACCGUGCCAAGUUUUCGAACGGAUAUCGUGCAUCGAUGUUUUCCACUACCGAUUUUUCACGUGUUAUUGAAAUUGUCGAUUUUCACUAGGAUUUUCGAUUUAUUGCUUUAUAUAUUUGUUUGAUCUUUUUAAAGUUGAGGGGGUUAAAAAGCCUCAUUGACUAUUAAGUCUGUUUAGUGUUUAGUCUUGGCGAAUAUGCGGAACUUCAAACCCGUAUGAAGUAUAUCCAAAUGGAGUAUGGACUGUUCACUCUUGGUUUAAGGACUUCUGGAGUAAAAAUCAUUACCGUCUUGGGACCCCUUCCAAUCAACAUUCUCAUUCUCGAGAUAGGGCGUGCCAGUUUUGUUUAUAGAUUACCUCUCAAUUCUUUGGGCGUUCACUUUCUCAGUUUCUCCUACCCGUGGGGUAAUAAUUGAUUUUAUUCAAGUAGAAAGCAAUUGAGGAUAUGCACUCAGCAAAACUACAGUAUGAACGGUUGUCUGUGACGAUUCUCUUGCAAAAGGGCUGACCUGGAAAAUGCUUGAAAGCAGUGGUGUUCAGUGAGAGAGUUAAAGAGAUCCUAAAACAUGGAUUAGUUAAUAUCUAUCUGCAAAAAAAGAAAGAAAAGAAAGGUCAUAAAAAUGAACAAACUUCCUUCAAAAAUCAAAUACAUCUACAUACAAGGAGGUAAAAAAGAAUAUGUGUGUUCUGGCUGCCCUUAUAAAAGCACAAAUUACAGCAAUAUGAAAAGACAUAUGGGUAGACAUUUUAAACUUAAACCAUUUAAAUGUUCAGAAUGUGAGGGUGUUUUUAUUUCUCCAAGCGAAAUGGAAUUACAUAAAAACGUUCAUACUGGUCAGAAUAUGCUAAAAUGUUCAAAUUGUGACUUUACGUGUGUUUUCCCUUCGAACCUUCAAAGACAUAUGGUCAGUCAUUCUAAAGCAGAUAGAUUUGCUUGCUCAGAAUGCAAGUAUACUGCUUUAUCAUCGAGUGAAUUGAAACGUCACUUUAUGAUUCACACGGGUGAGAAAAAUUAUUUAUGUGCUGAAUGUGGAUAUCAAUGCAACAGUUCUCAUACACUCAGGAAGCACAUUUCUUUUCAUAACAGAGAAACCAGAUAUCAGUGUGAACACUGUGAUUACAAAUGUUAUCAGGCUAGUGAUUUAAAACGUCAUAUAGCCGUUCACACAGGUGAAAAGCCAUAUGAAUGUCCACAAUGCGGAUUUAAAACUGCUUUUCAAAAUUGUUUGAAAAGACAUCUUUACACACAUUCAACGAAAAAACAAUUUUCAUGCACUGAAUGUAACUUCAAAACAGCAAUCAAAAGUUCUUUGAAACGCCACAUUCUCAAACAUAAUACUAAGAAACAGUUUGCUUGUGCUGAAUGCGAUUACAAAUCAAUACAAGCAUCACAUUUGAAACUUCAUCAGAUGAUACAUUCUCAAGAUGAUAAGUUAAAAACAAAGGAAAUUAAAAAUAUCAAUUUUGAAUUUGAGAAUAUACAUAGAUUGUCUGAUCAUGAAUGGGAAAUUGGAAGUUUCACAUGCUCAGAAUGUGAUUAUAUGUGUUAUGAAAAACGAGCUUUAGCAGAACAUGUACAAAAGCACUAUAUACCCAGUCAUUCAUUAAUAGUGACAAAUGAUAUUAUUGGCUUUUUAGACAGUUUCAUCACUGAUAAUGUUAAAACCAGGCCAAUACUGAAUUAAAACAAACGAUUUAAAAAUAGCUGAUAAUUUUCUAGUCAUAAAAGUACUUUUAUAAAAUGGUAUAAAGUGUUUUUAUUGGAUUUUUAAAGUUUUGACAUUGUUUAUAAUAUAUUGAUUAUAAAUGUUUAAAAUUUAUUGUGCAUAAUAGACAAUUUCCAAUGCUUAUGUAUAUUUAUAUAACGUAUACAUAUAUUUUCUUCAUUUUAUACUUUAUAGUUAUACCUGUAAUUGGCUGUUGAAUAUAUAUUGUAUUUUUGUAAAUCGUUAUUUCCUUAAUUAUUGUUUAUUUAUUAAAUAUUAUAAUAUGUGCAUAAAACAGUAAAUGUUAUCACAUUUGUGUAUUAGGAAAUAGUAGCUAUGAAGAAAUGAUAAAACAUAACCAAUUAAAUUUAAAAAAUUCCAGAAUUCUUUAAAGAGUGUAACAGUAAACUAGCCACUCACCAUUGGUUUUAUACAAAUAUAAUUUUACAUUACCAAUAUAACCAAUAAAUGCAGUCACAAUAAUUA